Messenger RNA from Coccidioides immitis RS, 1924 nucleotides. Its product is annotated as rhomboid family protein. NCBI's taxonomy places the organism in Eukaryota, Fungi, Ascomycota, Eurotiomycetes, Onygenales, Onygenaceae. The record is from RefSeq and is a predicted model, not a curated record. Gene Ontology annotation, molecular function: serine-type endopeptidase activity. The transcript has 5 exons. The coding region runs from base 163 to 1890 and encodes 575 amino acids. Gene Ontology annotation, cellular component: membrane.
GGCUCACCGCGAUGCGCUGAAUGAGUUAAUUGUUUUUUUGCGCACAACCCUGACCUUCUAGCAGGACGCAUGCCCUCCUCCGUCGCUGCGAGUACGGGCAUCCCAAACAUUUUCACGAGACCAGAAACCGACUUUUCAAGAGAUUAAAGCUAGCUGCUAGAAAUGAACAAUGCAUUUUCGAUGACAUGGCGAGGUCCAUGCACUGGAAUUCGCUCCUCACUGCCGUUCAAGCCAUCCUCCUCAGCUCGAAGCUUUGCCCGUUUAUUAUGCCUAGAUAGCCGACCUCCAGGUUUGCGCAUGGGAGUUGCGCCCAGCUCAGACCAAGGAGCUUUCAGCUUUCGAACCUCAAAGCAAAGUGGGACCUCUUUUUCUACUAUAGUUUCGUACAAUUGCAGAUUCUACCGCUCCUUUAACACCUCUCAACUCCUCAACGCACAGCCGAGCGCCCCUCCAAAUAGUCGCCAGACGCAAGAAGAAGGCGUUCGAUUCCAACCGCGUGAACUUUCGCAUUCUCAGAUCUCACAGAUAUUUGGGACACCGAGGAUACCUCCUGUUUUCGGGAAUCGUGUUCUUCGAGUCCUCCAUGGCCGGCGACUGGCCGGCACUCUGGACUUGGAGCUGCCGCUAGAUAUCAAGAAUGGGGUUCCACAACAUAUUUUGGACGAUGGCUUGGAGUGGCUCCGCAGGAAUUUCCCUGUUGAUGAAGAUGCGGCCAUUAUGAGGAGAAUUGAGAGGGAAGAACAGGAAGAGGAGGAAAAGUUAAUGCGGCGUGCUGAAAAACUGGGUCUAUACAAGCCUCAAAGCGGAAGAUUUGGAGCGGAGGUUGAAAAAGAAGGAGACGUGUACGGGCGUAGUGUACUCCAAGAGAUUAGGCAGAAGAAUGAGAAGAUUAACAAGAAAAAAGAGGAAGAUGAGAGGCAGCAAUGGUUGGAAUCCGAGGCAAAGGAGAAAGAAAACUUCGCAAGGUCGAUUCAGAGGAAUACCGAAUUGGCAAAUUUUGAAGGAUCCGCGAUCACAGAAGCUCGUCCUCGUGCGGAUCCACAGCUACGCCCUGCUCUGGCAUGGAUUCAAAAGCAUCACAUACGCGCCACAUCUACGAAUGUAGACACGUCGAAGAUGAAUAAGCCACGCCGCAUACUUCCCUCGCUGGGUGUCGCCAUUCUCACCGGCGGACUUUGCUAUCUAUACUCCGAGACAUAUGAGCCUCCCUCUCGUGAACACCGUCUCUUACCUACCGUUCCUCCUGCUGCAGCGACUGCAAUUGGGCUCAUCGGAGCUAAUGUCACCGUAUUUCUGAUGUGGAAAGCGUUCCCUCCGGCAUGGAGGAUGCUUAACAGAUACUUCAUCAGUGUGCCUCUAUACCCAUAUUCGUUAAGUACUAUAGGCAGUGUGUUCAGUCAUCAGCAACUGCGUCAUUUGGGUGCUAAUAUGUUUAUACUCUGGUUUAUUGGGACAAGAUUACACGAUGAGGUCGGUCGCGGUGACUUCCUGGCGCUUUAUCUUUCUUCAGGAGCUAUCGCCUCCCUAACGUCACUCGCCGCUCACGUUCUCGGAAAUAAACUGACCAUCACAUCUCUGGGGGCCAGUGGCGCCAUUGCAGGAUUAGUUGCCGCCUGGUGCAUGCUACACUCGAAUGACAAACUCACGAUUGCAUUCCUUCCACGCGAUUGGCAAGAGAUGUUUUCGGCGAAUGGGAGUACAUUCCUGGCUGUAAUCGUGCUUGUUGAAAUUAUUACUCUAGCGUUACCGUUUAGAAUAGCGGCCAUGGACCACUGGUCGCAUUUGGGCGGAUAUGCUACUGGUGCUCUUGUUGGGUGGCUAUGGAAGGAGAAACGGGAGAGGGAAAGGAAAAAGAAUUUUUGGCAUAGAUUUCUUGACGGAUAUCGGUAGUCGCGCCAGAAAAUGGGUACUUCACAAGUGAGUA